This is a messenger RNA of Pocillopora damicornis (cauliflower coral), 679 nucleotides long. RefSeq lists its product as uncharacterized. The record is from RefSeq and is a predicted model, not a curated record. Lineage: Eukaryota; Metazoa; Cnidaria; Anthozoa; Scleractinia; Pocilloporidae.
AUGAAGCGUUUAGGUGCAUAUUUUAGCUUAUCCCGUACAUUCAUCAGAGAAUCUUCCCAGAGACUUUGGUAUUAUCUGAAGGAGAAAGCAUCCCUUAAGGGCACAAACUAUGUGGAAUGUUAUUUUCGGAAGGAAGAAACCAGCUGUACAGUAAGCUGUAGUGCUAGCUUCUCUACAGAACUCAAGAAAAGUAUCAUUUCUAUGGACUUUUUGUUCAAUAUUUCAAGGCACCAUGGUGGUUCAAAGGAAUCCAAAGUACAGCAUCUGAACCAGCAUGGACAGAGUACUGUAGAUGUAAUGAAAGCCAAAGAAAUGUCAAGGAUCAAAGCUGAAAUAACAAAAAACAUGUUUUCACCAAUUGAUUCUGAUGCAAUUCAGGCUACAGCUGGACGAGAGAUGCAGGUAAAACUUCUGCAGUCAUUGGGACUGAAGUUUACACUGAUGACAGAUGGUAGCUUACCUAUCAAUUUGUUUAGCACAGCACAAGCCGUCCAACAGCCUGGCUCCUCUGAGGGCUUCUGAUUCAACAUGAUUGACUGAAGUGUAACACCUUUGUUGUGUGUACAAGUCAAUGCUUCAAAUGCCAUUCUGUCCGCUGAAUUCAAACUGGUAGAACCACUUAUAAUAAAAUUAAGUGAGGAAACAGAAAUGCAGGAGAUGGACACACAUGACAAACUUG